Messenger RNA from Microthlaspi erraticum, 855 nucleotides. The record is from the annotation of a GenBank genome assembly. NCBI's taxonomy places the organism in Eukaryota, Viridiplantae, Streptophyta, Magnoliopsida, Brassicales, Brassicaceae.
AUGGCGGAACGUGGUGGAGAACGUGGUGUGGAGCGCGGCGGUGAGCGUGGUGGAGACCGUGGUGGUUUCGGGCGUGGAUUCGGAGGCCGUGGAGGUGGAAGAGGUGGUCCCAGAGGCCGUGGUGGUCGACGUGGAGGUCGUGGUGCAUCUGAGGAGGAGAAGUGGGUUCCGGUGACCAAGCUCGGCCGUCUCGUGCAGGCAGGAAAGAUCACGCAGCUGGAGCAGAUCUAUCUCCACUCUCUCCCCGUCAAGGAGUAUCAGAUCAUUGAUCUCCUCGUUGGUCCUUCAUUGAAAGACGAGGUGAUGAAGAUCAUGCCUGUGCAGAAGCAAACCAGAGCUGGUCAGAGGACGAGGUUCAAGGCCUUUGUCGUCGUCGGCGACGGAAAUGGCCGUGUUGGAUUGGGAGUCAAGUGCUCCAAGGAGGUUGCGACGGCGAUUAGAGGUGGGAUUAUCCUCGCGAAGCUGUCUGUGAUUCCGGUGAGGAGAGGUUACUGGGGUAACAAGAUCGGAAAGCCGCAUACGGUUCCGUGCAAGGUUACCGGAAAGUGUGGAUCCGUGACUGUGAGGAUGGUUCCGGCUCCUAGAGGUGCUGGUAUUGUGGCGGCUAGGGUUCCUAAGAAGGUUCUUCAAUUCGCUGGAAUUGAUGAUGUCUUCACUUCCUCCAGGGGAUCCACCAAAACCCUCGGAAACUUCGUCAAGGCUACAUUCGAUUGUCUGCAGAAGACUUACGGGUUCCUGACACCGGAGUUCUGGAAAGAGACGAGAUUCGCGAAAUCGCCAUACCAAGAGUACACUGAUUUAUUGGCUGGUCCGCCGAGCAAGGCCCCCAUCACCGAUGUUGAAGACAAAGCCUAG